AUGCUGUUAACUGGCGUUCUCUUUCUGUUGCAAGCCCUUCAGCUUGCAGGAGCCCUGGACCUGCCUGCUGGGUCCUGUGCCUUUGAAGAGAACACUUGCGGCUUUGACUCGGUGUUUGCGUUCCUGCCAUGGAUUUUAAAUGAGGAAGGCCAUUACAUUUAUGUUGACACCUCAUUUGCCAAGCAAGGGGAGAAAGCUGUGCUGCUCAGUUCGGAUUUACAGGCCGAAGAAUGGAGCUGCCUUCGCUUGGUCUACCAGAUAACUACAUCUCCAGAGUCUCUAUCACAUCCCAGCAGGUUGAACCUCUAUGUGAGGUUUGAAGAUGAAAGCUUUGACCGCUUGCUUUGGUCAGCUAAGGAAGCUUCAGAUAGCUGGCUAAUAGCCAGCCUGGAUUUGCAAAACAGCCCCAAGAAAUUCAAGAUUUUAAUAGAAGGUGUUCUAGGGCAGGGAAACACAGCCAGCAUUGCACUCUUUGAAAUCAAGAUGACAACCGGCUACUGUAUUGAAUGUGACUUUGAAGAAAACCAUCUCUGUGGUUUUGUGAACUGCUGGAAUCCCAAUGUGAACUGGUUUGUUGGAGGAGGAAAUAUUCGGAACGCCCCCUCCAUCCUUCCCCAAGAUCACACCUUCAAGAGUGAACUGGGUCACUACAUGUACGUGGACUCAGUUUACGUCAAGCACUUCCAGGAAGUGGCUCAGCUCAUCUCCCCGAUGACCACAGCCCCCAUGUCUGGCUGCUUGUCAUUUUAUUACCAACUCCAGCAGGGAAAUGAUAAUAUCUUUUCCGUUUAUACACGGGAUACGACUGGCCUUUAUGAGGAGAUCUGGAAAAUGAACAAUCCAGGGAACGCGGCCUGGAACCUCGCAGAGGUCGAGUUCAGUGCGCCUUAUCCCAUGGAGGUUAUUUUUGAAGUUGCUUUCAAUGGUCCCAAAGGAGGGUAUGUUGCCCUGGAUGAUAUUUCUUUUUCUCCUGUUCACUGCCAAAAUCACACAAAGCUUCCCUUCAGUGCUGUGGAAGUGAGCUGCCAUUUUGAGGAAGAUCUCUGCAACUUUUACCAAGAUAAAGAAGGCCCAGGCUGGAGUCGCGUGAAAGUAAAACCAAAUAUGUAUCGGAUAGGAGACCACACCACAGGAUUAGGGUCUUAUUUGCUGGCCAACACAAAGUUUACAUCUCAGCCUGGCUACAUUGGAAGGCUCUAUGGCCCUUCCUUGCCAGGAAACUUGCAGUAUUGUCUGCGCUUUUAUUAUGCCAUCUAUGGGUUUUUAAAAAUGAGUGACACCCUGGCAGUUUACAUCUUUGAAGAGAACCAUGUAGUUCAAGAGAAGAUCUGGUCUGUGCUGGAAUCCCCAAGGGGUAUUUGGAUACAAGCUGAAAUCACCUUUAAGAAGCCCAUGCCUACCAAGGUAGUUUUCAUGAGCUUAUGCAAAAGUUUUUGGGACUGUGGGCUUGUAGCCCUCGAUGACAUUACAGUACAACUGGGAAGCUGCUGGUCUCCAGAGAGGAUUCCACCUCCACCUGGAGAGUGCACUUUUGAAGAAGAUGAAUGUAUGUUUACUCAGGAGAGAAGAAACCGGAGCAGCUGGCACAGGAGAAGGGGAGAAACUCCCACCUCCUAUACAGGACCAAAGGGAGAUCACACUACUGGGGUAGGCUACUAUAUGUACAUUGAGGCCUCCAACAUGGUGUAUGGGCAAAAAGCACGCCUCCUGUCCAGGCCUCUGCGAGGAGUCACCGGAAAACACUGUUUGACCUUUUUCUACCACAUGUAUGGAGCAGGGACUGGCCUGUUGAGUGUUUAUUUGAAAAAGGAAGAUGACAGUGAAGAGUCUCUCUUGUGGAGAAGGAGUGGAGAACAGAGCAUUUCCUGGCUCCGUGUGCCAAUUGAAUACAGCUGUGAGAGGCAACACCAGAUAAUUUUUGAAGCCAUUCGUGGAGUAUCAAUAAGAAGUGAUAUUGCCAUUGAUGAUAUUAAAUUUCAGGCAGGACCCUGCACAGAAAUAGAAGAUACAACUCAACAAUCAUCAGGAUAUUCUGAGGACUUAAAUGAAAUUGAGUAUUAAGAAAUGAUCUGAAUUGGAUGAACUCAGUAAACAAAAGCUGUACCUCACUUCGAUCAGAAUGAGAACAAAACAAAUGAAUACUAGACAGUCUUAACAAUUUCAUAAGUUAAAAAAAAUUAUUUGGAGAACUCUUCUUCAUUACUUUUGCAAAAAAUACUGACUCAGGGCUUUUUAUUUUAUUUACAUAUGACAACUGUUACUAGAAGUACAGGCUGCUGGUUUUGCAUAGAUCAUUCAUCUUAAUGUGAGUACCAGUUAAAAAUACAACCGUACUAUAUCGUAGUCAGUUUAAAGUACGCAAAUAGAGGGCACAAUCAAAAUGACAGGUACUUACUCAAGUCUGCAUUCAGUGAAUGUAUUGGGAGGAGAAUAAUUCUUGAGGGUUUCCUUUUGAAUUUCAAGUGGCAUAAGUAAUUUUAAAGUCAAUAAUGUGAGGUGUUGGAAAUAUCUGCAGAUUGAAUGCAGUUUCUCAUGGUAUAACAAGUCAGUUUGAGAAAAUAGUCUUAUUUUCUACAGUUUUUCAUUGAAAGGGAAUAUUAAUGUUUAAUAUUUUUACUAUUUGUGAUAAUAAAGGAUCUUUCUUGAAUAUCCCAGAGUAAGUCAGUAUUAAUGCUGCAUUACAGGGCAGUGCUACCUUCUUUUUUCCCAUUUGAACCACUUUUGAGAGUCACUAUGGACACAUGGAUAGAAAUUGCAUUCUUUUUGUAGCGCAAGCUUGAAAGUGUUUAUGUAUUCACAUCCAGUGACUUUUAGGAAAAUGUUAAAUGAUAUUUUCAAUAAAUGUUUUGGUAAGGUUUAGAGAAAUAUGAAUUCAAACAGGUAUCUAAACUACUACUUUCUAUUUACAUGUUUAGAAAAUUGAAUGUACAUUUUUGUGAACCAAAACAGCUCUUACGACAUUAUGUAAUUACCUAAUAAAGGGAAAUUUUAAAUCCU
Molecule: messenger RNA, 2997 nt
Organism: Orycteropus afer afer
Lineage: Eukaryota; Metazoa; Chordata; Mammalia; Tubulidentata; Orycteropodidae
Gene: MAMDC2
Product: MAM domain containing 2
Cellular component (GO): membrane
Source: RefSeq, a predicted model, not a curated record